AGAAAAGAAGGGCUUGAAACAUUUUCAUUUACUCCUCUCCUCCCCAUUACACAAACGCAAACGCGCACACAACCAACCAAAAGGGCACAAAAAAAAAAAGGAACCAUUUUUGUUGUUUAGAUUUAGAUUCCUCCGAAAAAUGGUCCUCCUCUAAUUUCCAUUGGAUUGUUCAUCUCAUUCAGCUUCCCCAGCUAAACAAAUUUCAUUGCCAUCUCAACCUCUUCACUAUCUUUGUCUGUUCUCAGUUUCAUUUAUUUUGUUUGCUGAUUUUUGUGGGGACUUUUGAGGCAGGGAGCUCUUCUGGGUCUCUCUUGACUUUUGCUUGCUUCUGCAAGAAUUCUGUUCUGGGUGGGUUCUUGCAGGGCAGCCUUCAGAAGGCUUUUAACUCACUGAAUCCAUUCAACAAUUUUGCCUUUUUUUUUUUUUUCCUCCUGGGGUCAAGUUUAUAUCUUUCACCAAAUUGAUUGAGUCGUGUUGCCUUUUGCUUUUCCUCUGGGCUUCCCUUGAAUUUGUUUGGUAGAGAGAGAGAGAGAGAGAGAGAGAUGGGCAAGCAGGGUCCUUGCUAUCACUGUGGAGUUACAAGCACCCCUCUUUGGCGCAACGGGCCUCCAGAGAAGCCUGUGCUUUGCAAUGCAUGUGGAUCACGGUGGAGAACAAAGGGGACGCUGCUAAACUACACCCCUCUGCACGCCCGUGCAGAACCUGAGGAAAUCGAGGAUAAGAGAACCGUGGCAAUGAAGAGCAUGUCCUUAAACACAAAGGACAAGGAAGUGAAGCUCCUAAAGAGAAAACAAGAGGGCGAGAAUUUGGUGAUUGGAGGGGCUAUCCCCGAUUAUGGCCACAACUUUCAGAAGGGAAUUGUGGAUGAGGACACAAGCAACCGGUCUAGUUCGGGUUCAGCUGUUUCGAAUUCUGAGAGUUGUGCACAGUUUGGCGGUCCUGAGGGUAGUGAUUUGACAGGUCCUGCUCAAUCAGUUGUAUGGGACACGAUGGUACCUUCUCGUAAAAGGACAUGUGUGAAUCGUCCUCCAAAGCAAUCUCCGGUCGAGAAACUCACUCGAGAUCUCUACACUAUACUACAGGAGCAGCAAUCUUCUUGCUUUUCUGGCACUUCCGAAGAGGAUUUGCUCUUGGAGAGUGAAACUCCAAUGGUCUCUGUUGAGAUAGGGCACGGAUCAGUCCUCUUUAGACAUCCCAAUGAAAUAGUGCGAGAAAAGGAACAUGUCUCACUUCUCUUUAGAAGUCCAAAAUCGGUUGUUCGAGAAGAGGAAUCAGAAGCCAGUUCUCUCUCGGUUGAGAACAAACUAUGCAGAACCAAUGAUGUUUAUUCACUUCCUAUACAUAAAAAUAGCAAAGGCCCUGCAAAUGCAGGAGCAGAGAUAUUUAAGGGCCCUCCCGGGCAUGGAAUGGAACAAGGAAACCUCAAAAGGGAGAAGUCACAGCAUGAAAAAGGACACGUUUUAAGCAACCGAAACUCGCCACUAUGUCACGUCGAUCUUAGCGAUGUGGCAAAUUUUGAGGAGUUUGCAACGCACCUGUCUUACGAAGAGCAGCAGCAGCUCUCGAAAUUGUUGCCUGCAAUAGAUGUGUCAAAUCCGCCAGAGAGUCUCAAGGAGAUGUUUGGUAGCUUGGAGUUCAAGGAGAACUUAACUUCCUUCCAACAGUUGCUUGCAGAAGGUGUUUUUGAUGUUUCCCUUUCAGGAGAAGAAGCAGAAGACUAUAAGGCUCUGAGGAAGCUUGCUUUGUUCAGUUCAGCGAAAUGCAAAUGGGUGGAGCUCCGAUACCGCCUGAAGGAAGGCAAGAGCAGUUCCGGAGGGCCUCGUGUUAUUGGACCCCAGAGCUCAGUAACAAGUAAGCUAGGUAAUGGAAAGAGAUCAGAGGGCAUUCAGAGACCAAAUUAUCCAGAUGUGAAGGUGACCACAAAGAACCCGAAAAAGGUGGCCAUGAAAGGUGGCUUUGAGAACAAGGAAGGUGGCAUGGACAGUGACAGCUCUUGCUUCAGCCCCAAAAACCUCUUUGCAGUGCCCUCCGAUGGCAACUCUUUCCUGCUCCAUUCGCUUCAUCCCACUGACGAGAACUCUGAGCAAGAUCUGCUCUUAGAUGUGCCAUCAAACAGCUCGUUCCCGCAAGCAGAGCUUCUGCAUCCUUCUAGAAGUCUCGGGUCCUGACGUUGGCUUGAUAACUGGAAGCCUUGGUGCAAUCUUUGGACCAUGCUGGAUAUUGGGACUCGGUCUGAGGAGGCCGGGCAAGAAAGUCUGUAAAUUAGGCUUGACGUUAGUCUAUUUUGGAUUUUCAUCUUUCGAACUUGGAAUGUUAAAGGAUGAAUCUGGGUGGGCUUUUUUGUAUAGGAUGACUCAAGUUGUAGUACAUAGCUCAAGAAUGCCGAAGAGAUGGUAAUUUCCAGAAUCCGAUAUGUUACUUCAGUCA
Molecule: messenger RNA, 2427 nt
Organism: Punica granatum (pomegranate)
Lineage: Eukaryota; Viridiplantae; Streptophyta; Magnoliopsida; Myrtales; Lythraceae
Source: RefSeq, a predicted model, not a curated record